Molecule: messenger RNA, 839 nt
Organism: Medioppia subpectinata
Lineage: Eukaryota; Metazoa; Arthropoda; Arachnida; Sarcoptiformes; Oppiidae
Source: the annotation of a GenBank genome assembly
GCAUUUCGUAAUGCAAUUCAAUUGAAAGCAAGGCUUUUGGUUGUAUUGAAAAAUGCAGUCAAUCCGCGCUUUGAUUGCAUUGACCCACAAAUCGGGCGUCAAAUCGAUUACUAAAUUGUCUCCGCUAUCACUGUCUUCAGCGAGAGGUAUGUCAUCGGCGGUGAGCGACCUAUUGGUGGGCAAGAAGUUGGUUUGGGUUGACUGCGAGAUGACUGGUCUCGAUGUGAACACCGAUCGCCUUCUGGAGGUGGCGGUGAUUGUGACCAAUGGUAAUCUCGAUACGAUCAAGCAAUUGGGUCCGUAUGUCAUCAAAACGAGUCAAACCAUUUUGGAUUCAAUGAACGAGUGGUGCGUUAAGACACACAACGAGUCCGGUCUCGUCAAACAGUGUCUCGAGUCGGACACCACUGCCGAAGAAGUGGACAAAAAGCUCUUCGAGUCGAUGCAUGAGUUGGGUAUUAGUAAUGGACUUUUGGCCGGAAAUUCCGUCAGCUAUGAUCGGCUAUUUCUGAACAAAUAUUGUCCCAAAUUCUCGUCAUGUCUUCACUACCGAACGGUUGACGUCUCGACGAUCAAAGAGUUGGUCAGAAUCUGGUAUAAGAAAGACGAGAGUUUUAAGAAGCGUUUGACGCACAGAGCCAUCGAUGAUAUCACCGAAAGUAUAGCUGAACUUCAGUUUUAUCGCGAGAACUACUUUAUAGUCAAAUGAGAUUUUCAUUUCAUUACAUGAAUUGUCGACAAAUAUUGUGUUCAUUUCGUAAUUGUUUAGUAUAUUUCAUAUAUAUUUUUACAAAACAAAAAUAAAAUAAAGAGAAUUUUAAUCCCCAAAACAUAAUUAA